AUGUGCAACGACAAUCUUAGAAUUAACACCACAACAACAUUCCUUCUCCUUUUAAUCUUAAUAAAUUUAAAUAUUACAAGUGCGCAAUAUUCUGGGUGGAAAUUCGUCGAGAAACUCUACAAUCAUUGUAAGGACGAAAAGAACACAGUGAAAUGUUUAAAAAUCCAAGUACUAAAAAUCGCAAAUCGAUCGUUAAAGUUAGCAAAAAUUAAUAUUUAUGAUGGAAUCAACUUGGUGCAAGAAGCCAGAGGUAGGAGUUUACGAGUUUAUCCCAUCCCUGAUCAUUUAAACCUCCAAAAUAUGGACGAAGAUCACAUCGACGUCAUGCUAAACCAAGCUGUAGAUGAAUUCGUUUCAACCAGAUACUUAGAAUUUAGACAACCAAAAAGUUUAGGAGAGGCUCGUAAAAAGAAGCGAAUUAAUUUUUGGCCGUUAAUAGCAGCAAUGGCCAUAAAGAGUGCUUUUAUGGGCGCUGCCUAUAAAGGAAUCGCAGUUACGGCCGGUGCUGCAAUGUUAAUAGGAAAGAUGGCUUUAGCGCUUUGCGUCAUAAUGGGUUUGAAAUCGUUACUUAGCGGAAAAGAAGAAAAAUUAAAUGUUGAGGUUGUUAAACAUCCAAUUCAUUCCACAAGCCAUACUUAUUCUAAUUCUUACGAGGACGACCACGAUCAUUACCACAGAUCAAUUUCCGCUGAAGAAGAAAUGUUGAGAAGAGCGGAAGAGAAAUGGGGACCAAAAGAAUAA
Onthophagus taurus is the source of this 741-nucleotide messenger RNA. NCBI's taxonomy places the organism in Eukaryota, Metazoa, Arthropoda, Insecta, Coleoptera, Scarabaeidae. The record is from RefSeq and is a predicted model, not a curated record.